AUGGCCAACAACACCCUCGAACCAGUCUUCCUCAGCUCACCACACCAUCAGCCAGCAGCAGCGCCCUACCAGCCAGCAGCCAACGCCGGCUCACAACCACGGCCCUCAGCCAGCUCAAGCUCAAGCUCAUCAGCCACCCCACAGGGACUACGAAGGACUGACUCAGAUCCAGUAGCAAGAACGGGAGAUGGCCAGAACAGCAACAACAGCAGCCCUUCAGCAUCCCAUCAGCAGCACUACCCCCCACCGAUCAGACUGAGGAAGGGUACCCGGUUCGAAGACGCCUAUCCGAGCAUGUUUGCCUCGCUGGGGGACAAGGACCCGGACCCGAGCUCGCUCCUCGCCAGUCUCGAGUCGCCCUUCCAGCUCCAGGAGUACAUCGCCCAUCUCGUCCGUGCCGACCCGCAUGCGGUGGCCAGGAUCAUCAAACUACCCAGCCCGCACGUCCAGCGCGAAGUCUGGAUCUACGAGCAGCUCCGGAGACUCGCUCAUGACUUGGGUCAUCCCCUCGUAAGCGCUCUCCAGGCUGACUGCAACCGCGCCAAGUGUCCAGAGAUGAAGGCCGGAGAAUGGCUCUACCUCUGUGCGGCUCAUGCGACCGCCAACGAGAACGAAUGCUGUGCGAUCGAUUAUAUAGUUCACACCCUCGACGGCGCAACAGCCCUUCUGAACUCAGCCCGCUAUUUUCCGAGCCGGCUACAGAUCCCGGCUAGCUCGAUCAAGCAUUUCACUUCGAUCGCUAGAAGGCUGUAUAGGAUCUUGGCUCAUGCUUGGUUCCAUCAUCGUGAACUGUUUGAGGAAUGUGAAAUGGAGACGAGCCUCUAUGCAAGGUUCUUGGCCUUGACGGACGAGUUCGGGUUGAUUGCAGAGGACUUAUUAGUGAUUCCACGGGCGAUAGAGGACGAGGGUCCACAGGACGAUGGGCAUCACCAGCUCGACGAAAUCGACGAGGGCUCCGAUGAGGCCCAAGCCGAGGCUCACCAUCAAGAAUCUCUGGAUGACGAGCAGCAGGAGGAUAUUCACGAUCAGCAGCAGGGGCCGUCCACCAGUGCUGGCGAUCACCAGGCCAUGGGUGCCUCUGAUAACCCACCAGCCGGAGCAGAUUCUCCUGAUGAUAAAAAAGAAAGCAAACCACAUAAAAUAGAACAAACAGCAUAA
This is a messenger RNA of Puccinia triticina, 1158 nucleotides long. RefSeq lists its product as uncharacterized. The transcript has 4 exons. Bases 1 to 1158 code for a protein of 385 amino acids. Gene Ontology annotation, cellular component: cytoplasm. The record is from RefSeq and is a predicted model, not a curated record. Lineage: Eukaryota; Fungi; Basidiomycota; Pucciniomycetes; Pucciniales; Pucciniaceae.